Messenger RNA from Chenopodium quinoa (quinoa), 484 nucleotides. RefSeq names its product stress-response A/B barrel domain-containing protein HS1-like. The record is from RefSeq and is a predicted model, not a curated record. Lineage: Eukaryota; Viridiplantae; Streptophyta; Magnoliopsida; Caryophyllales; Amaranthaceae. The coding region runs from base 155 to 484 and encodes 109 amino acids. Gene Ontology annotation, biological process: pollen tube adhesion. The transcript has 2 exons.
UUUAACCAAAAUUUCAAAUUUUAAACUAUUUUUCAGGGUGGAACUGGGUAAGGCUAUUCUUGAUCAGCUCUAUUAAUAAAGGCACAAGUGUCAUAGACAUUUCAUCAAAACUAAAAAAUAAAAAAAAAUAAAAAAAGUAGGAAAAGAUAGAAAAAUGGAGGAGUCAAGGGGAGUGGUGAAGCAUGUAUUGCUAGUAAAGUUCAAAGAUGACAUUUCACCUGAGCAAAUUGAAGAGCUCAUCAGAGGCUUUGCUAAUCUCGUCAAUCACAUUGAACCCAUGAAAGCCUUUCAUUGGGGCAAGGAUGUAAGCGUUCAGAACCUGCAUCAAGGUUUCACUCAUAUCUUCGAGUCCUCAUUUGAGAGCACUGAAGGCAUUGCAGAGUAUAUUUCACACCCGAAGCAUGUUGUAUUUGCAAAGCUCCAUUUUGCCUAUUUGGAGAAGGUACUUGUUAUUGACUACAAACUUUCUACUGUUCGUUGUUAA